This is a messenger RNA of Pelobates cultripes (western spadefoot toad), 2663 nucleotides long. Lineage: Eukaryota; Metazoa; Chordata; Amphibia; Anura; Pelobatidae. The record is from the annotation of a GenBank genome assembly.
GCUGCUUUUUAAGGAUUCCGAAGCUUUCUCUUGCUCGAUAGCUUGGUAGAGUUUUCUUGUUGCAGAAAAUUUUCAAGUUUCAUUCUGACUUCCAGCAUCUCACCAGUUUCUUCGCAGCUUCACCGGGGAAAGUCUUACAGCCUAUGUCCUGUUCGAGAUCCCGAUUUGUUUUGCAUCUUUCUGAAUAAAGGCCUCUGAAGACAGGCAAAAAAGACAUUCUCUACUAAAAGAACUGGACAAUUUGCCUUUGGGUGAUAUCUAACUUUUGCUUUUUCUUCUCUCUUUCCUGGUUUUACUUUAAACUUUUACUCAUUUUACUGCAAAAUCAGAUACUGUUCUUUCUCUUAUGCUGUAUUGAUACGUUUCUGAUAAGUGAUUUUUAAGGAAAGUUAACAACUUAUUUGGUGUUAGAUAAAAAAUGCUCUUAAUUUAACAGGGUAUAUAGAAGAAUCACUAACAUAUAGCAACAUCUGUUAAGCUGUUUGUGCAGGGAAUCAUUGAAACUGCUAAUUUAAACGUAAAAUAUUUCACUUGACAUAUAUAUUGAAAGCUGUUACUUGUAGAAUUGGUUAAGAACAGUUUCUGUAUUCAGUUUUACAGAUUUAACUUAGAUUUUGCUUUGUAUGAUACAUUGAUGUCAGUAAAUAUGGCAGCAGGUGGAAUCAUGGUGCCAGCUGUACCCGUCCCAGAGAAAACAGUAGCUCUUCAGAUUGGAACUUGCAGUCCAGCAGAAAUGCUUGACAGAGUCAGAAAAACCCAGGUGUACAUCCUUUCAGGAGUUUCCAGACAGGUGGAGAAUGAGCUGAAAGGAUUUAAAAGGUCAGUACAGAGGCUAAAUUAUAACAUGAAUGAUCAAUCCCAUGUAGUUGGAAUACAGAGAUGGAAACGUUCAAUUAAGGCAUGUCUAAACAGGUGUCAAGAUACCUUAGUCAAUUUAGAAAGGUGGGUUAAGAGGGAGAUGAAUUCGUGGAGAGGGGUCUUUUCCCGCUUUGAAAAAAUGGUUAGUAAGGCAGAUCAGAACUUAUGUAGGACAUGUCGAAUUGAAGAACAUCACAGGAGAUCCUUCCAUGAGAAAAGUGAUAAGGAAAAGGAGGCAGAGGCAUCUCAGAUAAUUGAUCCUUAUGCCCCAACCCCACCUAGCCCACCAGCACCCCCAACCCCCCCACCAAGUUGCCACCCACAUCACUGGGUUGUAAUCUCAGUAGAUAUUUUAUCCCCACCAGAAUUUGAUGCAAAUAUGUCAGAGGAUCCCAGGGAAUUCCUAGUUAACCUUGAGAAAUAUUUUAAACGCAGUGGCUGGAAUGAGAAAAUUUGGUUAUCCCAAGUAGACAAUCAUUUGAAAGGUGCUGCUCAGAAGUGGUGGGAAUACAGGCAGGAGACAGUAGACAACUGGCAUGAUUUCAAAGUGGCUUUUCUGCAGUAUUGUGAAAGGUUGAUAGUUAGAGAGGCCAUCAAAAGGGAUUUAGAUCUUCCCCAAAGACGUUGGGAACCACUAGAACAAUUUGUUUGGAAGAAGAGGGCAUUGUACCACAGGCUUUAUGUUGAUGCUAAUGAAGAAGAGAUGAUCAAUUACAUUAUUAGUACUCUUCAUCCUGAGAUCAGACGUUUCCUAAUGCCACCAUAUCCUAAAACCAUGGAUCAACUUGUCCAGAGAGGGAAAGAAAUACAGUUUGAUUUUGAACAAUCUGAAAAACAAACACUGAAGGCAGCCUACUCAGAUGAACAAAUUAGCACCAAACUGAAGGUCACAGUUACAAAAGACCCUUAUGAUAGCAAUAAUAGUUGCACAGAGAAAAUGUAAGCAAGGGUAUAGAAAUGACUGAGAAAGUUAAGAGAAAACUUUGAAGAAUGUGAGAAUUUGUUGCUUACUAAUUUCAUUGACAAGCUGAGUUCUCUUGAUAACAGAGCUUAAUAUGAAGAGUGAAACAUGGAAGGGAAAAUGAUUAGAAACUUAAAUUAAGUUUUGUGAACUUUAAUGCAUCAUACUUAACUGAUUCAUGAUUGAGAUUCCCUAGAUAAUUUUACUGUGGAGGUGUUAAUCUAAAUAGAGAAAGGGAGUAGUAUAUGGAACUUUGACAAUCUAAUGGUAAAAUAAGAGUAGAAAGUGUAAAUGGUUCUGUCAUGGUAAUAGCAAGUUUGUUUAAUAAUUCCAAUUCUGUUGGUAAUGCAGUCUUAAUGGGCCUUUUUACAGUGGCUGUAGAUGUGUUUUCUGAAGUCUGGGAUUUACCAGCAGGUGACAGAAUCCAUACAUUCUUUCUGGUUUGUCGGAAAAUAUGUAAUUUCUAAAAAUCGAACUAGAGCUAAUGUGAAACAUAGGACACAUUGCCCUACUAAUAACUAAAACAUGAAUGUGUUCAUUUCUUUUUAAUUUAUCAAACACUGCUAAUGGACUUCUUUAUUCAGUCAGAGAAUUGCCACCAGAAUCUGGUGAACAAGAAUUAUUUUGGGUGGGAGCUGGUCAGAGUAAGACCACAUUCCAGUAAUGGAAGCUAGAAACCACUUACAGGUGGUGGAAUGUUCUUCAAAAGAGCAGAUAUCUUCUCACUUUUAUGUCUGUUGAGAAGGACUGUGAAGUCUCUUAGCACUUGUGUUCUUUAAGACAAUUCAUAAUUUGUUCGGUUUUAAGAGCAUUUUUAUAUCAGAGCUGCAAAUCUUAGUAACAG